AUGGCAACCACCACAGCCACCGGCACCCCUUUCUCCGCCACAAGCCCUCGUCUCCUCCACCACCACUGCACAAUGACGCCACCACCAUCUCCUCCACCUCCACCACCGGAUUCGCAGCUCGAUAUCUCCGCCACCGCCCAGGAAGAGCGGCGGCGACGCGGGGCGGAGAUUUGGCGUGAAGGGCGGCGGCAGCGGUGGGAGGCACUCGAGCAACGGGCCCGUCAACAGCGUGAUGCGACGGAGGCGGCGGCAACAGCGGCGUUCUACGCUGGAGACCCCGCAGCUGAUGAGAACGCGGCGGUAGCAGCGUGGGAGGAGGAGGCGCUGGCGGACACCAUUGCAUCGUUCGAUGCCGCCACGGCAGAAGAGGUGCGGCGGCGCCGGACGGAGGAGAUUGGCCAGCGGUGGACUGAUGAGCGCCAUCGCCAGCGCGAGGAGCGGGAGGCGCAGUACCGUGAAUGGCGGGAGGCGAUCGAGCGCCGGCGGCGGGAGUCGAUGGAGCGGUCGCUGCAGCUGGCGGCGGAGGAGCGUCGAAAGGUGUCGUACCAUCAGCAGCCAAAGCAGCUCACCCUAGAGCUUGCAUUAACACACAAGAUGUGA
Messenger RNA from Lolium perenne, 600 nucleotides. The record is from RefSeq and is a predicted model, not a curated record. Lineage: Eukaryota; Viridiplantae; Streptophyta; Magnoliopsida; Poales; Poaceae.